Molecule: messenger RNA, 879 nt
Organism: Phytomonas sp. Hart1
Lineage: Eukaryota; Euglenozoa; Kinetoplastea; Trypanosomatida; Trypanosomatidae
Source: the annotation of a GenBank genome assembly
AUGAUAAUUGGGAAUGUUUCUGUGUUCUUUAGAGGUUACCUUGUAUUAGGGCCAGACUGGCAUCUUAUGCUCUCAAGCUGUUUUUUUAUUGUUUUUGGUUGUGCAGCGUUUCUCUAUACUAACCAUAUCACUAAUAUUUGUAUAGCUAUUGUGAUUUUAUCUAUCCUUUCCCUUGUACUAUUAUUAUUAUGUGCAUUUUCAAAUCCUGGGAUCUUAGUUAAGGAGCCACUACCGCCUCCCGAUACGCCACCACACGAACCGAGAUGGGUAGACAUGGAAUAUUCAAGACCUGAUGGCACGCGUGCGGUGGCAAAAUUAGAGCAAAAAUGGUGCUAUAGCUGCAAUAUUUAUCGUCCUCUACGUGCGGUUCACUGCAGGUUUUGUGAUGUUUGUAUCUUGAGACGAGACCACCACUGCCCGUGGACUGGAAUUUGCAUUGGCGCUGGUAACUACAUCACCUAUUUUUCUCUUCUUUGGUCAGUGUUAGUGCUGACACUUAUAGCUUUUAUUGGGGGAGUGAUAUCUCUAAUUCGACGGAUGAAGUUUCAUUCUCAGGAAGAUUCCAAGCUUGAUAUCCUAAAGGGUUUUUAUGAGGCAUUGUCGGAUACCUACUACCUGGAGUUUCUUCUUAUUUUAAUAAAUAUGAUGUGGGUAGUGGUAAUUUCGAUUUUGGCCGCAAAGCACACCUAUUUGAUUUCCAAGAAUAUGACUUCUGGCGAUUAUAUUAAAAGUAACACUGAGAAUAUUUUCGAGCAAAGUACGUUGUUAGAAAAUAUCAGGUACUCCCUGUUCUACUUCAGCGGGGCCUGUAUCCAAAGCACGAACCUAUUGCGCAGUGCAACGACUCAAGAGAGCGUAGUCGUCAUCGAAUCCGUUUGA